Messenger RNA from Daphnia carinata, 3771 nucleotides. RefSeq names its product probable ribonuclease ZC3H12C (gene Regnase-1). Bases 148 to 2898 code for a protein of 916 amino acids. Gene Ontology annotation, molecular function: ATP binding; mRNA binding; metal ion binding. Gene Ontology annotation, biological process: DNA recombination; DNA repair. Lineage: Eukaryota; Metazoa; Arthropoda; Branchiopoda; Diplostraca; Daphniidae. The transcript has 6 exons. The record is from RefSeq and is a predicted model, not a curated record. Gene Ontology annotation, cellular component: nucleus; cytoplasmic ribonucleoprotein granule; Holliday junction helicase complex.
CUUAGUACAUAAAGUGUCGGCCAGCAAGCCGAGACUGUGUCAAGUGCGUUCCGGUUGUUUCUCAAGAUCGUCACCACGAAUCGUGUUCAGUUUUAAGGAAUCAGCAUUACAGGACACGAGCUAAAGCAGUUGGCUCGGUGUGGUCCGAUGACAUGGAUCCCGUCCGACUCUUCUAGUGCUGAUCGAUUCCUACCGCCUCCUCCGCCAGUGCUGGCCCAUCUUCCUCCACCAUCUUCGCUCUUGUUCCCGCCUCCGGCCGCCGAAAUGGAAGAAACAGAUUCACCUACUGCGCACAAACCCUGCCUGGCCAAACGGCCCUUAAUGGCCCCUUUCAGCGAAGCGGCCAAAGCCUUGCUCAGUUCACCUCUUCCGCCUGAAUUGGUCGUCGACUUUAAAGGUUGUAGCGCAACUCCGAUAUCGCCGCCGUCCGUUUCGACGCCGCUGCGCAAUUCAAAUUCAGAGAACAACGUUCAUCAUAUGCCAGCCGAAAACGGCACUUGCAGAUUAGAUGGUGCGGGAUCCAUUCCCGCUUGCCGAACAUUAAGCGACGGUGCUCAUAAAAGUUACGCCCGUCGCAAACUGGAAUCGGAAGACUCGAGUUACGAUUCCGAUUACGAGUGUUCCGAUAGCCUUAGCUUGGCAUUGACGAGUCUGUCAGGUGACCUUAACCAAUCGGCCCCGGGUGCAGCUCAACAGCACGAAGACGUUUCACGAACUGUGUCCGACACCCUGGCCGCCGAGUUUAAUGAGUACGUCUGCGUCUACAAUCCACCUUUCCACAGAUUGAAAGAAGCGGCACGUGAUGAUUCAGGUGACUCUGAUGACACUCCACCAGUUCCUGCCAACGAUCCGUCAUAUUCAAGUCGGCUGGAAUUCGCAUUGAAAUUGGGCUAUACCGAACAGCAAGUUCAAAAGGCUCUCGUUAAACUAGGCCAGCCAACUCAAAAUGAACUCUUAGCCGAAUUGAUACGUUUGGCAUCGCUGGCUGGACCAACUUCAACAGAAGGGAUCGAAACACAGACGGAUUGCUUUCGAUCACAUCGUCCUUUGUCUAUUACCAGCUCAGAUGAGGCGGUGUUAAGGCAUGUCGUCAUUGAUGGCAGCAACGUCGCCAUUAGCCACGGCAACAAGGAAAUUUUCUCGUGUCGGGGAAUCCAGCUGUGCGUCGACUGGUUCCGCGCCAGAGGCCACCGUGAAAUCACCGUCUUCGUUCCCAUGUGGAGAAAAGAGACUUCUAAAAUUGACGCGCCCAUCGCCAAUCAAGAGAUUUUAUUGGAAUUGGAAAAGGAAAGGAUGUUGGUGUUUACGCCGUCUAGGCAAGUCGGUGGCCGUCGUUUGGUUUGCUACGACGACCGUUACAUUCUGCGUUUAGCAGCCGAGACGGACGGUAUUGUCGUGUCAAACGACAACUACCGCGAUCUGGUGUCGGAAAAUCCAGAAUACCGCAAGAUCGUCGAGGAGCGUAUUCUCAUGUAUUCGUUCGUCAAUGACCGAUUUAUGCCACCGGAAGAUCCUUUAGGUCGUAACGGACCCAAACUGGAUCGCUUCCUUCGCAAACCGCCCGCCAAAGGUUCGGCCGAAGCUACGGGUCCACCGUGUCCGUACGGGAAGAAAUGCACGUACGGAAAUAAAUGUAAAUAUUAUCAUCCGGAGAGAGGCAAUGUCCCGCAAAAAACCAUCAGCGAGCGACUGGUCGAACAAACGGCCCACCGCCACCUGCUGGAAGUCAAAGCUCGAAAUAGCGGCCAAACAGUUGCGAGAAAGAGUGGAUUUAUUCGAGAAUCUUCACCGACGUGCAAGACGUUUAGUCUUCCAUUGGCGAAAGAAGUUGUUGGUGCUUCAUCGGGCAAACCGCCUAGCCCCGUGAAGAAAACUCCGUUAGCGCGGACGAAAUCCAUCGUGCCCUCGUUGACCGUUCUCCCACCUGAAUUAAUCGAAGAGAGACCUGUACAGGAUGAUACGAAUCCGCCGGAAGAACAGGCCAAUAAGGCGACUAUUCUAAAGAGUCGGAGUGUGGAAAACAUGGCUAGACUUUCGCCAGUUCGUUCGGCCGUCCCAGCCCAACAGCAGAUCCCGCACGGAAUGAUGCUUCACGCUCCUCCGCCUGCCUUUUCCGUCCCUCCUCCACCAAUGACGAUGGAUGGAUUCGGAAGCAGCAGUAUGAACUGGAAUAGAAGUGGACAUGUCCCUUUGGGUCAACAGUUGUCAGAUUCGCCCUCAGCCACGUCUUCUAGUGGACUAGAAGAUGCAGACGAAUCGACCCGUUCAAAUCCGCAUCGCAAAGUCCAACGUCAAUUGACAUUGAACCCUUUGAAUCCAGCGUGUGACCCGCGAUUGUACACCUUAAAGGGCUUGGCUCCGCCUUAUCCGCCACCGCCCAUUUCCGUCCAUUCGAUCGUGACUCGCAAUGCAUCCGCCCCGGCGCCAACAUCUCAACUUCACACGCGUACCCAUCCGCACCUUCAACCAACCGGAGCUAACAAUCACAUGCAGCGGUUGAAUAGCACAUCGGACACGCAGCUUAAUUUGUACGGUGCCACGGCGUCGACUUCCGUUGCACAAGACUGGAAUUCACAAGGACUGACGGAUCCCUUUGAUGAAUGGACAACCUCCCCUCCUCCUCCAUUACCGCCCGUUCAGCCUACGCAACAUGUGCAUCAACAUUCUUGGGCUAGCCGAACAUCCAGUUUACCAGCUCAUCAACACCUGUCUUCAUCGCAAGCGUUUGGCGAGAACGGUCCCAACAGCAAAAGUGAAGCGCGUUACAAGCUGUUUUAUCAUUUGGCUGCCAUCUUUCCGGAAGACCAGGUACGUCAAGUAAUGUCACUUAUGCCAGACGAAACAAAUGCGCAGAAAAUUUGCGCUGCCAUCUUGGCAUUGUAUCCGAAAGACAAUUAACUGUCGAACGGGAAUGUCAAAAUUACGUUGCAUCCUAUUGUUUUAGAAAAAAAGAAUCUGCUCCCUGACAUCAGUAUUCGAUGCUGUGGGAGGCAAGAUCUUUGUCCUGAGAAGUUCCUUCGUGGACUGUCAAAUGCCAUUAAAUGUGAAUGCACACACUUUUGUUUAGUGAUCAUGUUUGACAGUUUGGUUUGCCUCUGUCCGUUUGGCCUUUCCUGUAGUCUCCUGAUCGACUUAAAAACGACAAUCGUCGAAGAGCUCAUUUGUACUUGACCAGUCUUUAUUGAAAAGCGGCUUUGAAUUUCGUGGAUCCAUGAUCGUUUUAUUUAUCCUUUGAAACUCUCCGCUUUUGGGUCAAGUUUUAUUACUGCAAUACUAUGUAUUGCGGAGUCUAUAUAUAAUUAUCUAUAUAUACUUGGUAUGAGGGGUUUUCACCCUGCCGGACGUUUUCUUUUUGUUUUUCUUACAACUUUGGCUCUCUCUCCUCUCUCCUGUAUAUCUAUUUGAAGUUUUUUUCGACAAUGUCAUAUGCCAUCCUGAUUGUAUUAAAAUCGAUACAUAUUCUUGCGCACAAAAUGUAUUUAUCUUGUUGUCACCGUCGACUGCCCGACUAGACCUUCUUUAGUCAGCCCACCUCUUCGUCUUCGUUUACGCAUUAGUGAAUUCCAAUCAAAUCGCUCUCCAGUUCGUUUCGUACCGUUCGUGAGGCGAUCUGAAUUGCAAUCAUCUGAUUCUGCGUCGACUAAUUCCCAUUCGACUCCUUUAAAUUUCAAUUCUUCUAUCCUAUUCUUCGGCAAGCUUCCAAUAGGGAUACGAGACCAAUCGUGCUCUGUGAUUUUCAAAAAUUAAUAAACAAACAAAGUAUUUAAAAAA